CAGUUAACGGGAAACACGUUUCCACCACGAAUACCACGUCGGUUGCUAGAUCAAAAAAAGUGAGGAUAGAUAUGGUGAAGACCCCUGGGUUAGUGGAAAUUUCGUCGUCAGCCGCUCGAAAAGUCACUUGGUACUUCGCUAAAAAUUUGAAUAAUGUUCAAAAUUACAUCGACUUUCUCCGCCCACUCAAACCGGCUCUGUCAGUAAUACUAAAAACUCGUGUUCAGGAACAUCCAAUAAAAUUUAACUUGAAACUCGAGGGCAUCUAUAACCGACCUAACAUCGCAAACUCGUCCGUAAAUAGAGCGUUUAAAACAUCGGCGGUUGAAGUUUUUUCGGAAAGCAAUAUUGAUGAGAUUAUUGAAAAGGCUUAUAUUAAGUUGCUUUCCGAGGAAGAAACUUAUACCGAUAGAGGAAGCGGGUAUACCAUAGAGUCUAUAGACGGGUUAUUGCUAGGUAUCUAUAAAUAUAUACCGAUGACUACAUCAUCAUAUAUAGAGUUACCGGUAUAUAUAGAUAGGAAACGAGCUACAAUAAAUCCUCAAAACGAUGACCAGAAAUGCUUCAAAUGGGCGAUUUUGGCGAAGCACGUGACUGAGUCAAAUAAACAUCGUGUCGAGGAAAAUUAUAGACAACAAGAGGGUAAAUAUAAUUUUGAAGGUGUAUCGUUCCCGACUCCAAUAUGUGACCUGAAGAAAUUUGAAAAUAAUAAUCCGUACGUCACUGUGAAUGUUUAUGGACUCGAAAAAAAGUUUUAGCCGC
Molecule: messenger RNA, 762 nt
Organism: Sipha flava (yellow sugarcane aphid)
Lineage: Eukaryota; Metazoa; Arthropoda; Insecta; Hemiptera; Aphididae
Source: RefSeq, a predicted model, not a curated record